ACCAGCUGAUAACUGAUAGCACCUCGAUACAGAUUGAUAUGGAUAUCAAGUUUAGUCUGCGUCGAGAUCUAGGCAUUAGCGUUCGUCUGCAAGAUACUCGCGCUCGUUCAAAAUGUACACCAACGCGAAACCACAUACCGCGAACUGGAAACCGGCAAGACGCGAUGCAAAAGUUUAUGACAACAUUCUACAUGUAAUCGGAAAUACCCCUCUAGUUAAGCUUAAUCGGAUACCGAAGGACCAUGGACUCGAAUGCGAAUUUUACGCAAAGUGCGAGUUCCUGAAUCCCGGGGGCUCCAUCAAGGACCGCAUGUCGUACACGAUGGUGGUGGACGCGGAGAACACGGGGCGAGCCCGAAAGGGCACGCGCUUCGUCGAACCUACUUCGGGGAACACCGGCAUCGGCAUCUCUAUGACUGCUGCAGUUAAAGGUUACAAAGCGAUUAUUGUGACCCCGGACAAGAACUCAGACGAGAAGCUGAGCGCGAUGAGGCUGCUGGGAGCCGAAAUCGUCCAGGUCCCGGCAACCGCCAAGAAGGGCGAGCCAGACCACUUCAUGUCGGUGGCCCAGCGGCUGGUCAGUGAGGACCCCGAACAUAAUAUCAGUUUAGAUCAGUAUUCAAACCCGGUGAACCCCGUCACACACUUGGAGCACACGGGCCGCGAGAUCAUCGACGGCCUGGGUCCCAUAGACAUGGCGGUGAUGGGCGCUGGCACGGGUGGCACCGUCACGGGCGUGGCGCACCUGCUCAAACGCGCCUGUCCCAACUGCGUCGUCGUAGCCGUCGAUCCCAGGGGCUCCAUCAUGUGGGGGAACGAGCUCGUGCCGUUCUUUGUAGAAGGCAUUGGGGGAGAUUUCCUACCUGAUGUUCUGGAUAAACGUAAUAUUGACCGCGUGGAAGCUCCGACCGACUACGAUGCCUUUAACAUGGCCAGAGAAGUUAUUCGAAAAGAGGGUCUGCUAUGCGGUGGCAGUAGUGGAGCAGUUAUGUUCGCGGCGCUGAAGGCCGCCAAAGAGCUGAAGUUGGGAGCGGGCAAGAAGGUAGUGGUCGUCCUGGCAGACGGUAUCCGCAACUACAUGACUAAGUUCGUCAGCGACCAAUGGAUGGAGGCGCACCUGUUUAAAGAGCCGCCGAUACAUGACAAGAUCGAAUGGUGGAAUCAUCCUCUUCAUAACUUAGACGUGGAUACGUCUGUUCCACAGCUCAAGCUCAGUGCAUCGGUUCGAGAUGUCAUAGCUGCAAUGGGAUCCGUGCACAGUGUAGCAAUCAUUACUGAAGAAAAUGGGCUUUUGAAGGGAGCUACCUCCAAAAACCAACUGCGCUUCUCAGCCACCAACCCCAAAAAGGAAGGGAAUCUAAACCUGCAGGACCCCAUCGGCAAGCAUUUGAUACAGAACUGCUACAAGGUGGCGGAGAACAAGGGACAUCCGACUGUUGGCCUUGUCUCCCGAAUUUUGGACAUCACUCCGUUUGUGGUGGUAGUUGAGAAGAUACCUAAUCCUGAUAGUCAAAUUAAAGUUUGUCACGCAAAGGCAAAAUAUAUCUCCUAUGGAAACUGGAAACCACCAGGACGCGAUGCCAAAGUUUAUGACAAUAUACUAGAAGUUGUCGGCAAUACUCCCUUAGUUAAGCUUAAUCGGAUACCAAAGGACUAUGGACUCGAGUGUGAAAUCUACGCAAAGUGCGAGUUUUUGAAUCCCGGGGGCUCAAUUAAGGAUCGGAUAGCGAACACAUUGGUGCGUGACGCGGAGCGAUCAGGACGCGCUCAUGAUGAUACACGCUUCGUCGAGCCUACUUCAGGAAACACUGGCAUCGGGCUCGCUCUGACCGCGGCAGUCAAAGCAGGUUAUAAGGCGACCAUUGUUACACCGGAUAAGAACGCAGGCGAAAAACUAAGUACUUUGAAACUGCUGGAGGCGGAUAUCGUGCAAACCCCUACCUCUGCCAACCUGGGGGACCCUGACCACUUCUUAACAGUUGCUCAGGAAAUACUUAAACAAGAUCCUAGCAGCAUCUGUUUGGAUCAGUUUUCAAACCCCGUGAACCCCAUGACGCACGAAGAGCACACGGGCAGCGAGAUCGUCUCGGCGCUGGGCCGCGUGGACAUGGCGGUGAUGGGCGCCGGCACGGGCGGCACGGUCACGGGCAUCGCGCGGGCGCUGAAGCAAGCUUGCCCGGGCUGCGUCAUCGUGGCCGUGGAAGCAGUAGGCUCGGUUAUAUGGGGAAGUGAGCUUGCACCGUUCUAUGUAGAAGGCAUUGGAGACGAUUUUAUACCCGAUGUUUUAGAAAAAGAUGUAAUUGAUAAGGUUGUACACACGAACGACUAUGACUCCUUUAACAUGGCUAGGGAAAUUAUACGAAAGGAGGGACUACUUUGCGGUGGUAGCAGUGGAGCGGCCAUGUUCGCCGCGCUGCAGGCCGCCAAAGAGUUGAAAUUGGGCGCAGGCAAGAAAGUGGUAGUUGUAUUCCCAGACGGCAUCCGCAACUACAUGACCAAGUUCGUCGCCGACCAGUGGAUGGAGGCGCACCUGUUCAAAGAGCCUCCUUUACAUCCCAACAUUGAAUGGUGGAAUCAUCCCCUUAAUAACCUGCCUGUGGAUAUCUCGGUGCCACACGUGAAGCAUGACGCAACGUGUAGAGAUGCCGUCACUGCGAUGGGUAGUUUGCAUAGUGUUGCGAUAAUUGUUGACGAGAACGGGUUUUACAAAGGAGCAAUAUCUAAAAACCAACUGCGACACGCGGCUACCAACCCCAAAAAAGAAGAGAAUUUAAAUUUGAACGAACCAGUGAAAAAUCACAUCAUACACAACUGCUUGACAGUGGUGGAAAACAAGGGAUGUUCCACCGUCGGACUUGUGUCCCGAAUUUUAGACAUUACUCCAUUUGUCGUUAUAGUUGAAAAGAUACCGAACCCUGAAAGUAAAAUCAUAGAAAUAUUCAAGCCAAAAGGAGUAAUCUCCUCUGAAACGGUCUGGCAGGGGGAAUGGGAACGGGGGACCGGGGGGACCGGUGGUGUGCGGACCGGUUUACUUUUCAAUAGGCGAGGCGAGAUGCGAGAUUCCAUUUCAUUCGUCCACCGGUUCCAGUCGAGUCGGACGGGAAAAAUGUCGAACCACGUGGCAUCCCAGAAUGGUCAAGCAAAUGGCACAUCUAAAUUUUUUAACCUAAAGGAAUUGCCGCACAUCGUCAAAGUUCUAGACAGAAAUCAAAAAUUCCAUCCUGACAUUCUACACGCUAUCGGUAAUACUCCGCUGGUGAAAUUGACGAGAAUACCUAAGUCUGAAGGCAUAAAAUGUGAUAUGUAUGCAAAAUGCGAGUUUAUGAACCCAGGUGGGUCUGUGAAGGACCGCAUCGCUUACAGAAUGGUACUGGAUGCAGAGCAAAGAGGAGUGUUGAAGCCCGGCAAAUCUGUCAUUAUUGAGCCCACCUCUGGAAAUACUGGCAUUGGUCUAGCUUUAGCGGCUGCUGUUAAAGGUUACAGAUGUAUCAUAGUGCUCCCUGAAAAAAUGUCAGACGAGAAAGUGAAUACCCUGAGGGCUCUAGGAGCGGAGAUAGUGAGAACCCCCACUGAGGCACCCUCUGCCUCUCCCGAGAGUAACAUUAGUGUGGCUCACCGCAUGGCUUCAGAGAUACCUGAUGCUGUAGUACUGGAUCAGUACAACAACCCUUGCAACCCGCUGGCGCACUACGACGGCACGGCGGAGGAGAUCCUGUGGGCGCUGGACGACGCCGUGGACAUGGUGGUGAUGGGCGCCGGCACGUCGGGCACGGUGUCGGGCGUGGCGCACAAGCUCAAGGAGCGCUGCCCCGCCUGCGCCGUCGUCGCCGUCGACCCCUACGGCUCCAUACUCGCGCAGCCUGACGAGCUCAACCACAGCGACGUCGACAUGUAUGAGGUGGAAGGCAUCGGGUACGACUUCCUGCCGCGAACAUUGGACAGGACAGUCAUCGACAAAUGGGUCAAGUGCGACGACCAGAAGGCGCUGCCGAUGGCGAGGCGGCUCAUUCAGGAGGAAGGCUUGCUUUGCGGCGGCAGCAGCGGCUCAGCCAUGUGGGGCGCCCUGCAGGCGGCCAAGAGCCUCAAGGAGGGCCAGAAAUGCGUGGUGCUGCUCCCAGACAACAUCCGCAACUACAUGACCAAACACAUCUCCGACCCGUGGAUGGAGGCGCGCCAGUUCAAGCCGGUGUCUACCAACGAUAAGCUUUGGUGGUGGGACUCGAUAGUGGAGCCCUCCUUAGCUACGCCGGUACGCAGCGUGCCCCUGAGCAGCACGCCGGCGCAAGCGCUGUCCGCGCUCACUCCCUCCGUGCCCCUCGUCACCGUCGUUAAAGAUGACGGUUCCGUGGCCGGCGUGUUCACGGCGGAUGAUGCGAGACGGCGCCUCGCUAACCUGUCGGGCUCCACGUCGGAGGGACUCGACAAGUUCCUAGUGAAGAAGUAUUACAAAGUAGACCUUGCGAAGAAACCGACGUUGGGACUAGUGUCGCGCAUGCUGGACAUUGCGCCAUAUGUUGUGGUUGUUAAAACAGACGCGUCAUCACACAGCCAGCAGGCGGUCGGCGUCAUCACGUCCAACAACCUGCUCGCACACAUCACGGACAAAGCGAAAAUGAAAAACGGCAUAAACUAACACUAGGAACCUAAAUAAAUAAACUAAAUAUAUAAUAAUAUUCAGUGAACAUAUAAUAAAGAUAAAAAUGUUUAACUUGAUAUGUAUUUUUAAUUUGGGUAAUUAUCAGUUAUUGAGAUAAUAAUACUCGUAGGCACAUCAAUUUUGAGUAGGCACUAUCAAAAAUAACUGUACCUGUAAAGGUGCCAGCAAAUGUAUACCCUGUAUGUGCUCUCUUAACCCUUUAGUCGAUAGCGGCAACAUACUUGCCAUCAUGCUUAAAACAAAAACGCAUCUCCACUAUAAGAAUUACGGUUCGAAAUCGAAUGACUAGAAAGGAACGCCAAAUGGUUAAAGGGGCACACAAUUGUGAUCGGUUUUGUGAGCAAAAUACCCCGCGUACUCUGGUAUACAUAGAGCAUUUUACAGCAUUAUUUACUGUAAUAAAUAAAAAAAUCUUGAUUGUAACUUUAGGUUUGCAGUUAAAGCUACAAAUAGGGAUAAUGUGCUUUAUUGAUGAUAUUUAACAUCAACAAUAUCCACUAGUACAAUACUUGUACAGUCACUGAAAUAUAUCUGUAGCGUAACCUUCACGCAAUGAAAGUUUACAAUAGAUAAUCCUUCAUCCUAAUGUAAGCCCUGACAGUCAAGUUAAGAUAUCUGUGAGAACCAUAUUUGGUCUGAUAUGUGUUAAGUGUCGAGCUCAAGAUUCUUAUAAUAUAUAAUUGCAUUUAAAUUGACCUUUUAUGAUGUGAUUUUCUUUCCCUUUUAGCAUUUUUAUGCCACUAUACAUAAUAUAAAUAUUAAUUAUGAUGUAUUGAUACAUACAAAGUGUAUUAUGACUAUUCCUAUUUAUGUAAAUAGAAUUUUUAAUGAAUUACAAUUGUUUAAACUUUCAAA
This is a messenger RNA of Cydia fagiglandana, 5512 nucleotides long. RefSeq lists its product as uncharacterized. The record is from RefSeq and is a predicted model, not a curated record. The transcript is spliced from 31 exons. The coding region runs from base 113 to 4633 and encodes 1506 amino acids. Gene Ontology annotation, cellular component: cytoplasm. Gene Ontology annotation, molecular function: cystathionine beta-synthase activity. Lineage: Eukaryota; Metazoa; Arthropoda; Insecta; Lepidoptera; Tortricidae.